AUGAAAGAUAUUACAGCCAAACUUGACAUCAAGCCUGGUAGUAAGCCCAAGUGUUGCAAAGUCCGUUCGGUGCCAUAUGCUAUCAGAGCGAAAGUUGAGACAGCCCUGAAAGAGCUGGUAACCAGAGGAGUCAUCGUACCAUGGGCCAUGGACCAGGUGUUAAGUGGCCUAGCAGGGGUGCAGUGCUACUUAGAUGACAUUUUGGUAACAGGGAAAACAGAGGCAGAGCAUCUGAGUAAUCUGGAUAGCACACUCCAGCGUCUGAAGCAAUAUGGCUUAAGAGUGAAAGAAAGUCCCACAGAAACACAGCAGACAACAACAACUGUGGAUCAUGGAGGAGAAUCCAGGAUUACAACAGGACUGAAGAAAUGGGUUUGUUUUCUCACACUGGAUCCAAACACAGCAAACAAACAUCUCUUUCUGUCUGAGGGGAACAGAAAAGUGAUAAAUGUGGACAAGAAUCAGUCAUAUCCUGAUCAUCCAGACAGAUUUGAUCAUGUGUUCAAUCCUCAGGUGUUGUGUAGAGAGAGUGUGUGUGGACGCUGUUACUGGGAGAUUGAGUGCAGUGGACAUGUGUAUAUAUCAGUGUCAUAUAAGAGCAUCAGCAGGAAGGGACGGGCUGAUGAGUGUCGGUUUGGAUGUAAUGAUCAGUCCUGGAGUUUGUUCUGCUCUCGCUCCAGAUACUCAUUCAGACACAAUAAGAUAGUGACUGAUCUCCCUGUGAAGUCCAUCAGUCGUAGAAUAGGAGUGUAUGAUGAUAAUAUCAGUAGAAUAGGAGUGUAUGUGGAUGUGAGUGCAGGAACUCUGUCCUUCUACAGCGUCUCUGAUACAAUGAGCCUCAUCCACACAGUCCAGACCACAUUCACUCAGCCGCUCUAUCCUGGGUUUGGGUUUAAUUUUCUUGAUUUUGGAUCAUCAGUGAAACUGUGUUGAUGAAUCAGAAUAGACUGAUGAGAGAUUGUACCCAUAAUGCUUUGAGCUGAUGAUGAAUCAGUAACAGUGAGAUGUUAUUGAGUCUCUUCAUGACAUUAAUACUGCAGCUCAACUUCUGUCACUCAAAUAACAGAAUAAAUGUGUCAGAAAUCACCAUAUAGACAGUAACAUCAAUGUGUGUGUAUUUGUGAUUUUAUUGUUGUGAAUCAAUAAUUCAUUUUAUUACAAAGAGUCAAAAUGUAAUUGAUUGUAAUUAAUUGUAAUUAAUUUCUCUAUUUUUUGUACAGAAAUA
Molecule: messenger RNA, 1225 nt
Organism: Labeo rohita (rohu)
Lineage: Eukaryota; Metazoa; Chordata; Actinopteri; Cypriniformes; Cyprinidae
Product: stonustoxin subunit beta
Exons: 5
Coding region: 1-933 (310 amino acids)
Molecular function (GO): protein binding
Source: RefSeq, a predicted model, not a curated record